AUGGCCCCAAUUCGAGUUGGCCUAAUUGGCCUGUCCACGCCGCAGAGGAACGCGAAUUUCGGAAUAUGGGCUGCUUCAACCCAUCUGUCCGCUUUGCAAAAAUCGCCUGAUCACGAGGAUAUAGCACUUGCAAACUCUACUAUUGAGUUUGCAGAGCGAUCUAUCGCUUUUCAUAAUUUACCAUCGUCAACAAAAGCUUAUGGAAGUGCCGCGGAUCUUGCCAACGAUACAGAUAUAGACCUAGUCGUUGUUUGUGUUCGCGUUCAGCGGCAUUUAGAGCUAGUCAAACCAGCUCUUCUCGGUAGAAAGAAUGUGUUCGUCGAGUGGCCUUUGGCGGCCAACCCUGACGAAGUUGAGUACCUGACAAAGUUAGGUAAGGAGUCUGGCGUUCAAGCUGUCGUGGGACUCCAGAGUAGGGCCGCUCCUAUCACCCUCAAAUGGAAGAAUAUUGUCGCGAGCGGACACAUUGGUCGAAUCCUCACCAGCUUGGUAUGGACACUUGGCCCCAGGACGGGGCUUUACUACCUCGAUAUGAACCGCGGGGGCAACGAGUUUUACAUUAUAUUUGGACACCUCCUCGACAGCUUUAUCACUGUUUUGGGUGAUUUUUCGGAAGUUCAAACUAUAUUGAAAUCCCACUACGAAACAGUGCCUAUAGUGGAUUCUGACGGACAAGUUGUCGAUUUAUUAUAUCGGAAAACGUCUCCCGAUCAUAUACUUGUCCAGGGAAUCACCGAACUCGGCGCAGUGGCGUCUCUCUUAGUCCGUAAACCGCCGGCUACCGCUGAUGGGGUGGGUAUACGCUGGGUUAUUUCUGGUACUUUGGGAGAGAUUAUCGUUACUGGCCCGGGAUUAUGGCACGUCAUGGACAAAGAGGCCCAUAUACAGGUCAAGAUUGGAAAUAAGCCUGUGCAGGACAUUGACUUUCAGUCUUACAGGGUGCCACUCGCGAAUGAGGUUGCUCCUUUUGGUGCUAACGUUGCAUCGCUUUAUGAUGCUAUUGCCAAAGGCGAUAAUACUGAGUAUGCUACGUUUGAAUCCGCUGCAAGGACUCAUCGUCUGCUGGAACGCAUCAGGAAAGCAUCAGGGCCUCCAUUUGCAAGGGAAUAA
Messenger RNA from Metarhizium brunneum ARSEF 3297, 1110 nucleotides. RefSeq names its product Galactose/lactose metabolism regulatory protein GAL80. Gene Ontology annotation, molecular function: nucleotide binding. The record is from RefSeq and is a predicted model, not a curated record. Lineage: Eukaryota; Fungi; Ascomycota; Sordariomycetes; Hypocreales; Clavicipitaceae.